GGCAGCGUUAGCAGCGUUAGCAGCGUUAGCCAUUAGCAGCAUUAGCAGCGACACCACACGCUCCCCCCCCCCCCCCCCCCCCCCCAGCCAAACUCUUUUCCUGCAGAAAACGCUGUACGUUGUUUGUAAUACUCCGAUUUCAUCAAGAAGCAGCUACUGGAGACCAACGGACAACAAAUGAUUUCCGCUGACGACCACUGGGUCUUUUCAUCCACUAACCUGUCAGUUACACAUUAGCAGGCACCUUGUCCCCGUUUUAACAAGCUAUUUGCGUUUCUGUGGCAACAAAAAAGAAAACAAUAAUUACCUCUUCGGAAGAGUCCAUCUUUUUUUCACCAGCUGUCCUUAUUCACACAGAAUAAAAACCGUUUCCAACAGUGAUUAGCGUUGUGGAAACGCAAAUCACCGCGGCAGGUUGGGGGAGAGGGGGAGGGGGGACACCUGGGCGUACGUCAUGUGGAAGCGCCGGCUUUAUUGUUGUAAGAACGCAGAAUUCCGCUAGAGGGCGACCGAAGUUACGCACUAUAGCUUUAACGCACGUUCUACGCUUUUUACUGUCACUUAAACCUUUAAACUGCACGGAUGAGAUUGACUUCAUGCUUCAUGCUGCACAUUUGCUUUGAACUGUAUGUCUGGUGUCAUUUAUAUUUUUUCCCUUAUGAAGAACCGAUGACUCAGAAUGAAAGGGAAAGCAAAAAACUUCUAUUACUUAAUUAAACUUAUUAAAAAGCAGUUUUGUUCUUUUUUGUAAGCUUUUAGGAUGGUUGCUGUGGUUCUAUAAACGUUUAAUGGCUGGUUUUUACUUAUAUUAUUGUAUUUAUAUGUUGUAUAUAUAAAGACACCCGUUCAUAUCAGCCUCCACUCUCAACCCUUCCGAUAAUGCAAGAAAAUCAAGAUAAGAGCCAAGCUAUAGAAGAAAAUAAAAACGGCAAUGGUCAACUAGGGUUACUUUGCUGAUAGUCAAUGCAGUUUCCGUGGUCUUCAAGCAGGAAAAAGCCAAGAGUGUCUAUCCAAGUGUACUGUAGCAGAAAUCUUUCAAUUGGUUUCCCAUGGAGUGAUGCUUAUUCACACCUCCCAGUAAGAGGGGAUGUUAAAGGUGUAAUACAGGAUUUUGAUUUCCGGGUGGAUCACCUAAAUAAUUGGUGGGUCUGUUUGUCAAUCAUUCUGACGAGCUGGUUUCGUAAGGCGGUUCUACGUGCUUGCGCCCAAUGAGCUUCUCCCUUUUGCGUAUGCGCAUUCAGAGUGUUUAUGUAGCCGGUGAGCUUCUGAGCUAGUACUUACCUAUGGCGAGUCUGACAUAAUGAAACUGAAACUGUUUCGGAAAACAAGUUUUAUGUAUGAGUGACGCCGAUCGAAGAGGAGAUCGCGCUCGCACGCUUCCACAUUUCCUGGGAGAAGCAGGAGAGCCGGGCAGAUGGUCUGGCGCAUGGCGUUGUUCAAAAAGUGAGUAACAGACGUUUCACUUCGUCUUUUCGAGAAAAUCCUGUAUUAGACCUUUAACAACAAAAAAGGUGAAAGGGUGUACAAACUCAGCAUUACUAUUGGGAUGUUAUUCUAUUUAAUACGACAAACAAACCAUAUGUUUGAAUACUGGAUUAAAAAUACAUUUCAGUGAAGAGUGAAGCUUUUUUUUGUGGAAAUCUGGUGGAAAGUUAUGGAGCAAUCCGGGAAAAGUCAUUGAAAAUCAGAGGUGAAAAAGUGUAUGAAACCUGUUUGUCAUUCUCAUGAACAUUAAUGAAACCAUCUGCCAUCAAAAUCAUGGGAAUCAUUCUUCUUCUCUUGUCUACCUGCUGCUGAUGCUGCUGACACAUGACGUUGACCUCAGGGAGUUUUUUCCAAGUACAUGUUCUCCGUGUAGUGACAGACCCAGUGCUGGUGUAUCGGUAUGACUGUAGCUCUAACUUCAAACAUUUGAGGCUUCUGCUGGCAUGAAAUAUCUUUUUCUUUUGUCUCUGCAGCCAAGGCCGAUCUGGAGAUGAGGAACCAGAGGCAACAAGCCGGAUUGCACUUCAUGACACAGACCCUGGGGGGAGUGAAGGCACCGGCGAAUCACCGUGCAAAGUCUUUGUUUAUCCCCACAGGGAUUCUGAAAAACAUUAAUGAGGCUGGAUCAAUGGAAGACAUUGGCCUGUGUGGGUUUUCUUCUGAUUAUAGCUGCGUGUUUCCCAAAUCCUUCAGAGGGUCAGCAGCGGUUCACGGUGAACGUUACUCAGAAGGUACUCCAGGCGGAGGAGCAGAAAAACGUCUCGCUGACGCUGCUUUUCCCCUUGGACCCUGACGGACCCCCUCCACCACUGCAUGUGAACCUGAUGUACCCCAAAACUGUGCGGAGUGUCUACAAUUAUGACAGUUAUCCUGAGGCCAGGGAGUACGUCCAUAACGACUACCGUGACCGUCUGUGGUGUUUCAAGUUCCCCUCUGAAGGCCGGGUGGAGUGUUCCAUCGCUGACCUGAGGCUGAGCGACUCGGGCAGAUACGUCUGCAUCAUCGCUGCUGGUGAUAAAAGCAACUCCACCAGUUUUGAUCUCGUGGUUACAGCCGUCCAACAUCCGCCUGAUGAUGAGAAACUGGAGCCGCCAAGCCGGAGCCGGAUGGGGUUUUAUGUAUGUGUGUGUUUGAUGACAGUUGCUAUUGUUGCUCUUUCAAUACGUUGUUUCACUUUUAAUCCUCCCCAUGAGGACAGUCAGUGUUAAAGGGUCCAGGUUUUCAGAUUUAGGUUUGGAAACUACACAUUUCUUAAAUCUGUAGACGUCAUGUAUAUAGAGUUAUGUUUCCAGUUUGCAAAAACUACAUUGAAACUCUGAAUGUAGUGUUUUCAGCUGACGGAUCGCUACACAGUCUACCUCCGUUUGUUACAAGGCUGCUGUAAGGUCGCCAGUUAAAACACUGCCAGUUUCAAUGGCAUGAAUUGUGAAAUAUAUUAUUUCACCGUCUAGCCAGUCUGGUGAAUUUAGGCUAUUCAAUUCACUGAAGUGACCAGGCUUUAAUGUGGCAACUGCAAAACAAAGAUGAAAAGUGAAUUUUUUUGAAAAGCUGCCAAAUCCAAAAAGUGGGAAGUAUUAAAGCUAUCAUACCUCACUGUUAGCACUUUAUGAGAUGGCAGACAGAUUGAAGUGAAACUCUGUUGCUAUCGAGCUGUCCGAGUUUCAUAGAUGUGCCUGAGCUCGUCUAUACUAAAGCACUUUAAAGGAAUACUCAGAAGAUUUUGGACCCACGCCCUAUCCCUAUCAUUUACAAAGUGAGAUAAGCUCAUAAAUACCUUUAUUGUGUCCGUGCGUCCAGUGGCUGGAUCCCAGCUGUUAGCA
Molecule: messenger RNA, 3305 nt
Organism: Salarias fasciatus (jewelled blenny)
Lineage: Eukaryota; Metazoa; Chordata; Actinopteri; Blenniiformes; Blenniidae
Exons: 5
Coding region: 2100-2693 (197 amino acids)
Source: RefSeq, a predicted model, not a curated record